CCCGCCCCCUGGUGGCGUUUCUGAGGGACUGCAGCUCCAGACUCGGCCCGGGCUCAGCUGUCCAAGGGUUAAGAGGAGUGGAGCUGCAUUCCUAGAUCGGACAGGGAAAGAAGGCGAAGCCGGCUGGUCCUCCCGAGCCCAAGCCCCGCCCUCCGCAGCGCCUUCCUUCCUCGAGAGGAAGGGAUCUGCCCGCUCUCCUCUGGGAUCUGGUGAGCCUCGUCUCCCUUCGCCAGAGGGUGCAUUGGGGAGAAAGGGAGGGGGCGGAGGGGGUCUUCCCAAUCCAUGCAGCGUGGGACCCCCCUCCCCCAUGCACGGUCAAAGGGGAAGGACCCAGGUAAGUCCAGUCCAGGGGGAUGAUGGGGUGCGGCGCUCAUCCUGAUUGGCGGGAGCCGGCCUUGGUCCGCAGACAGCUUUCCGGGUCGGGGGGCCAGCAGGACUAACCCGUUUCUGGCGCAGCGGGACACCGUGAUGAGUCACAGCAGUACCUAUUUAUCUACUCGCUUUCAACCCUGCUAGGUUGCUGGGAGCUGGGACGGAGCCACGGGAGCUCAGCCCGGCUCGCAAAUUUGGACUGCUAACCUCCCCAUCAACAAGCUCAAGAGACCCCAGGACAACCCUGUGCAGUGCAGGAAUCUCCACUAAAAUGCCACCUGCGUGUCCUUGCAGAAAAAGAGGGGAUAGAAAUGUCAUAAAUAAAGAGUGGGACCUCAGCCCAUAAUUAGUUUAUAAUUUGGCUGCUGCAUUUGGCACCAGUUUCCAAGGCAGCUAGGCAGUGCGCUCAGCAAAUGAGACUUUAGUAGAAUCCUAGAAUUGUAGAGUUGGAAGGGACCCUGAAGGUCAUCUAGUCCAACCCCCUGCAAUACAAGAAUGUCAAAGCAUCCAUGACACUUAAAAACUAUCCAUGGAAGGAGAGUCCACCACCUUACAAGGGGAUCUGUUCCACGGUCAAACACCCCUUACCCUCAGAUGUUUAGACAGAAGCACCUUGGAUACAUUGAGUCAACUCCCCUCCUCUCAGGUUCCUCUGUCCUCAUCUCCUUCAACCAUUCACCAUAAGGCAUGGCUUCCAGACCCUUGAUCAUCCUAGUUGACUUCCUCUGCACACCUUCCAGCUUGUCAAUAUACUUUUUAAAUUGCAGUGUCCAGAACCAGACAUGGAACUCCAGGUGGGGUCUCCCCAAGGCAGAAUAGAGCGGUGCUAUAACUUCCCUUUAUCUGAACACUAGACUUCUGUGGGUGCAGCUUAGAAUCGCAUUAGCCUUUUUUUGCUGCUGCAUCACACUGUUGACUUAUCUUCAGCUUUUGGUCUACGAAAACCCCUACGUUCUCCAUCUUACACUUGUGUAGCUGGUUCUUCCUGCCUAAGUGAAGAACCUUACAUUUGUCCCUCUCUUGCAGGUGACAGGAGAUUGCCGGCAAGACCUCCUCAUCCAUCUUUUCUUGGUGCCGGAGGGGAAGCAGUGACUGUGGAACCAGCUCAGGUAGGGGGAAGGAGCCUUGUGGGGAAAGAGGCGGAGGGAGUGGGCAGCCACGAUUCCUGUGGAGUCAAACGAAUCUCUCACCUCUUCCUCUUGGCUUCUGUCAAAACUGCCCUUAACAAAGACUGACAAUGUUACUGAAGAAGAUUUAUGUACUGAGAUUAAGGAACAUCCACCUCACCUUAAUUCUUCUUCUGAAUGUUGUCACCAUUAUUUAUUGAUCAUUGCUGUUUUAUUUGUCUACUUAUUGUGAAAUACUAAAAUACAUUUCUCAUCAGUUUGCAAACCAUAAAAAACAGUAACCAUGAUUCACCUAACCAGCCCCAUCUAUUGCACAAUGGGACUUUCCCACCCCCACUACGUUGUGCCCCAUGUGCCCUUGGAGGUGGCCUAAUGCACACAAUGAAACACACAAAAAUAAUUCCAUUAAGACAUUAAAAGAAGUGCGGUAACAAUCCCAUUAAAACUGUGCAGUACUUAACAGGCAGGAAACAACAAAACAAUUCAUAGCAGAUAAUCGUUAUUCUGGCUAAGAGGAGGACCUCUCUCUCUCUCCCUUUCACUCUCUCUCUCUUUUUAACAGUUCACUGUUCUCUGAAGACAUCGCUGUUUGUUUCACGGGAGAGCAGUGGGGAUUACUAGAUCCUGACCAGAAAGCUCUGCAUACGGAAGUUAUAAAGGAGAACUGUGGGACCAUGGCCUUUCUCGGUAAGGUUCCCUGUUGGAACUUAAUAUCUGUUUUGAUAUUCCAUAUAUAUACCUAUGUGGUGAACCUCCUAGACUUUGAUGGAGUUGAACCGCACCACCUACAGCAUCUGGGAUUCUCACACCCACACAAUUUACCUUGAAUGGUGCACUGUUGACUGUUUUGCCUGUGAAUAUUCUUCCACCACUUAUGCCUUUUUAAGCAAGGAGCAGGCUGGUCUGAACUGCCCGGUCGUUUUUAAAUGUAGACUUCAGAGUGGUUAGUGAAAUGGAAAUAGCUUCUGUCAGGUUUUAUUUUUUAAUUGAAAGUAUUCACCAUAAUAUAAAUACCAAACUAAUCUAAAUAAACAUAGAGAAGAAAAUAACAAACCAAAAAGAAAGAGAAACCAAUAUCUCUUUGCCAUUCUUUGAAACUUCCUGCAAUGCCAAUCACUGGAGCUGGCUGGAAUAAUUCGGGAUUCAAUGUGGUUAGCUGGACUGUCAGAUUUUCUGUUUCUGCUUGUCAGUUUUGGAUGGCCAAAGAGACUACUGACCUUGGAGAUGGUGUGGAUUCCAUGAUAGGGCCAAAAAAGUACAUCCCACAAAAAAGCCAGGCCUUUUGAGUCAGGUUGCCCUAAAUAUCUCAGUGAAUGCCAGUCCAGAAAGGCAGUGGUUCCUUUACUAAGACCUCCCAUCUAAGACCCCAUAGGGCUUCCUAUAACGGAAGCAGUGGUGUGCUUUAUUCAAUAAUUGUGGACUCUCCUUCCUCCUGAUGCUCAAAUCCAUAUCUCUCUUUGCUGCAGGUGGUGAUGAGUUAGAAAUUAAGAACCAGCGAAUCCAUGACAAAAUCCACACAGUGGAGAACCCAUAUCAAUAUGUGGAGUGUGGAGAGAGCUCUCAUUCCUCAUCCCAUCCAAGAAAUCCCAUUGGGAAGAAAAUGUAUCAGUGCUUGGAAUGUGGGAAGAGCUUCCAUCAGAGGUCCCAUCUCACGGCCCAUCAAAGAAUUCACACAGGGGAGAAACCCUAUCAGUGCUUGGAAUGUGGAAAGAGCUUCAACAUGAAACAAAAUCUCACUACCCAUCAAAGAAUUCAUAAAGGAGAGAAACCUUAUCAGUGCUUGGAAUGCGGGAAACGCUUCAGUACAAAGGCCUAUGUCACUUCCCAUCAAAAAAUCCAUACAAGGGAGAAACCAUAUAAGUGCUGGGAAUGUGGAAAGAGCUUUGACUGGAAAUAUAAUCUCACUUCCCAUCAAAGAAUUCAUACAAAACCUUUUCAGUGCUUGGAAUGUGGAAAGAGCUUCAGUGAAAGCAUCAAACUCACUGCCCAUCAAAUAAUUCAUACAGGGAGAAACCAUUUCAGUGCUUGGAAUGUGGAAAGCGCUUCUCUCGGAGUGACUCUUUCACUUUCCACCAAAGAACUCAUACAGGUGAGAAACCCUAUCAGUGCUUGGAAUGUGGAAUGAGAUUCACUCAGAAAGGAAGUCUCACUUCCCAUCAAAGAACUCAUUCCUGGGUGAGCCCACACAAAUGCUUGGAAUGUGGAAGGACUUUUAGUCAGGACUCCUAUCUCAUUUCCCAUCAAAUAAUUCAUACUAUGGAGAGACCGUAUAAAUGCUUGGAAUGCGGAGAGAGUUUUAGUCAGGAGUCCUUUCUCACUUCCCAUCAAAGAACUCACAGCAGGGAGAAUCAGAUUCCCCAAGAAUCAUUGAAUUGUUGCAUUGGAUUGGACGGUGAGAGUCGUCUUCUCCAAGCCCCUGCAAUGAAGGAUAUUCAACAAAAGAAUUCAUAACAGAUGGCCACCCAACCUUUGAGAUCUUUGGGUGAAAGCCAUCAUACAAGUGUAAUAAAUCAAAUAAAUAGCAAAGCAGUCGUAAACAAUAAAACAGUAGAAUACACAACCAAAUCGAAGAAUAACCACAUAAACCACAACAAGAUCUAAAACAAAUAUUCAAAACCCUACAGCAACCCCCCCCCCAAAUAUCCUAAGCCAAAGAGUCUGUUCAGCAGCCUCAGCUUUUGUAGCUGGAGUCUCUCCUUCCAUCCAUCUCACUGGGCCCUUCUCUCCCAGUCUAGGUGGGAAAAGGCCUGCAAGGCAAGGAGAUGGUAUUCCAGGACUGGCAACCAAGAUGGUUUUUGGCCUCUUCAGGAGAGACUGAUGGAGGAUGGGGUGAAGAGAGAGGGGGUGGUAGUUGUGAAGGAGGGUUGGUUAGAUCAGUAGUAGAGGAGUAGAGGAACAGCAUAAAGAUGCGCGUUGUUACCAUUGUAAUUAAGUAAAAAAGAAGCAGGAACAUUUGAAACCACAUGCUUAUGUACACAAACAUGAAUUUAUUUUUCAUUUUUCAUUAAAACAGGUAUACUACACCAGCUUUGUAAUUCCUUUCUACAUUAGGGGUGAAGUUUUCAGAUAGGAGUUCUCUGGGGUGGCAGUGGGAAUAAGGGUGUGUUUGGUGAAAGGUAGGGUUGCCAGUCAAGUAGGAUUCCUGACACCUGCAAAUUUGUUGAAUUUGUUGACUUUUUUACGGAAAUCUCUCCCCCCCCCCCCAUAGUGAUGUUUAACUUUUUGAACUUUUUCCACUGCUUUUUCCAUCACGUUGCCAUACAUCUGGUUUUCGCCUGACAUUUUGCCAAUUUGGCAAAACUCCCCCUUGACACCAAUUUUACACCCAGAAACCAAGACGUCAGGACAUAUGGCAAGCCUAGAAAGGCCCAAUAAAGUCCCAUCUUCUAGCUGUGCUUCCUGAAUGCAUUGGGAACGUGGCACAGGAGUGUGUGGGCACUGCCAGAACAAAGGGGGGAGGGUGGCACAACACAAGGAGAUAAACUUUGCCUCUGCAUGGUACAUUCUGAAAUGUUUAAAUGUGCUGCAGAAAAACAAACUCUUGUAACACCCCUAAAAGGUGGGCCAGUAGUGUUACCCAAAUAAUGCAGGAGGUUGAAGAGAAGGGGGGGGAGGGGUGUAAGUCAGAUACUGUUCCCUGCAAGUUGCACACUGUAGCGGAUUCACUCUGCUAACUGCCCCCAGUGAAAUUUAGCACACCCACCGCAUGGUACGCCAAUUAAAUGAAUUUCUGCAAUUUUUGUGGGGGUCUUGUGUGAGGGAAACUUCAACUAUGGGAGUCUCAGACAGAAUAAGAAAAGUUUGAUUUACAAAAAAGAGGUUGGUGAAACAGUUGGUUCAGGAGAUGCAUACUUCCAGGUAGAAGUUAGCUUAUUACUUAAAUUAAAUGUAAGGAUGUCACAGGCUUAAACACAGUACCAUAUGCACAACUUUUCUUAAACCUCAGUUGCUGAAAAUCAGAAAUCCGUUUGUACCCUUCAGGUAGAUGCUCCUGUUUCUAGACGAGGUGGGAAAAUGCUCAACUUGGUUUCUGUUACUUUUCUCUUGCUCCUUAGUUAUGGCAGGUGUGGCAGCUCAAUCCUUUUGACCCAGACCAGCUUCCUUUCCCUCAGCCUCCCUCUCUCUCAGCAAUGCCCCUCCUGAGGCGUUUCAUUUUGGGCGCCUGACCCAGGGGAUCCCUCCGCGCCCUUCCCUGGCUGGGGAUCCUUCUUUCUGCCAGACUCGGUCCGUCACACACACAAUCCAUUCGGAUAUUUGCUGCCUAGUGACACCUCUCUUGGGCCCUCCGGCAUCUGCCGAACCUGUUUAGGUGCUGAUUUUAUAGGAUUGGAUAGUUUUGGCUUUUCAAAAUUCUGGUUUUAAAGUGGGGGUGUCUGGGAGGAGCGUUGCGCUCUGUCUGCCUCCUUGCGCUGGGAAAGUGCCGGGGACAUUGCCCUCUUACUGGGGCAGAAGGAAGGGAAUUGCUAUGCAGAACGGGCGGAGGGGAGGAAAGAGAAAAGAACCCACGCAGGAAGGGGGUCCCCCCCACCCCCCGUUUCCAAGGGAGGGAGCAGCUCAGCUCGCCAGCCAAGAGGCGCCCCCCCCAAUCCUCCUGCUUUGGAGAGGGAGAGAAGGGGCGCUCGGCUG
Messenger RNA from Podarcis lilfordi (Lilford's wall lizard), 6125 nucleotides. The record is from the annotation of a GenBank genome assembly. NCBI's taxonomy places the organism in Eukaryota, Metazoa, Chordata, Lepidosauria, Squamata, Lacertidae.